Messenger RNA from Siniperca chuatsi (mandarin fish), 6000 nucleotides. Its product is annotated as short transient receptor potential channel 7-like. Gene Ontology annotation, cellular component: cation channel complex; membrane. The transcript is spliced from 12 exons. Gene Ontology annotation, molecular function: protein binding; inositol 1,4,5 trisphosphate binding; store-operated calcium channel activity. Gene Ontology annotation, biological process: regulation of cytosolic calcium ion concentration; calcium ion transmembrane transport; manganese ion transport. NCBI's taxonomy places the organism in Eukaryota, Metazoa, Chordata, Actinopteri, Centrarchiformes, Sinipercidae. The record is from RefSeq and is a predicted model, not a curated record. The coding region runs from base 181 to 3213 and encodes 1010 amino acids.
GCGCGCACUCUGGGUGCUUUCUAAUUGGUGCUUGCACUCUUGUGUAAAGGUGGAGGCUUGGCUCAUCGCUGCUGCGUGGCUCAGAAGAAACUUGCGCGGUUGAAACUUUGACAAACAUCGUUAAAUGUCUGUCACAUAGCUACACAUAUUUAAAGUAUAUGUUGUUCACGAACUCUCCCAAUGUCUGACGAGGGAGAGGAAAGCGACAGCGGCGAGAGAGGGCAUCUCUCUGAAUCUCCCUCCCCGCCUCUGUCCGCCUGUCUUCCCCGAGGAUCUCCUUCCUCUCCGCGGCACCUAGACCUCUUCUCCUCCGCUUCUCCUCUGCUGGGGGACACAGACCCGCCUUACUUCGCUUCUCCGGAGUGUCUUCACCCGUCUCCAGAGAACCGGGAACCCGGGGACUCCCUACCCCUCACACCGCCAAAGUUCCACGAGGACACCGGGGACACCGGCUCUCCGUUUCGUUCGCGGCAGGAUGUGCGGAUAGAUGCAGUGUACGACCACUACGAUGACCCGUUCCCCAAGUGGAGACGACGAGGCGCGGCGACCACUGAGCGCUUUCAGCACCACGGACAGAGACUCCACCUGGCUCCGGAGCUCUCGGACCCCGGGAACCACUACUCUGUUGAACAAAUCGACACCGAGCUCAGCUCCGAAACCAGGCAAACGGUGGAAGCCAUGCAUCGCCGGCACACCACACUAAGAGAGAAGGGGCGUCGCCAGGCAGUGCGAGGCCCGGCCUACAUGUUCAAUGAACGUGGCUCGCCCCUCACUGCAGAGGAGGAGCGUUUUCUGGAUGCUGCUGAAUACGGGAACAUUCCUGUGGUCCGCAAAAUGCUGGAAGAGUCGAAAACCCUCAACUUCAAUUGUGUGGACUACAUGGGCCAGAAUGCUUUGCAGUUGGCAGUGGGCAAUGAACACCUAGAAGUGACUGAGCUGCUUCUAAAGAAGGAUGGUUUGGCUAGGAUUGGGGAUGGUCUGCUUUUAGCUAUCUCAAAGGGUUAUGUUCGAAUCGUUGAAGCCAUUCUCGCCCAUCCUGCUUUUGGUGGGGGUCUCCGACUGGCUUUGAGCCCUCUGGAGCAGGAGAUGCGUGAUGACGACUUUUUUUUUGCUUAUGACGAGGAUGGAACACGUUUUUCGCAUGAUGUCACGCCCGUCAUCCUGGCUGCUCACUGCCAGGAGUACGAGAUCGUCCACAUCCUUUUGACAAAGGGGGCCCGCAUAGAAAGGCCACAUGACUACUUCUGUAAGUGUUCAGAAUGUGUGGAGAAACAGAAGAAAGACUCGUUCAGUCACUCACGCUCCAGGAUGAAUGCAUAUAAGGGCCUGGCCAGUGCAGCUUACCUGUCACUCAGCAGUGAAGACCCUGUUCUGACUGCCCUCGAGCUCAGCAAUGAACUGGCAAGACUGGCCAACAUUGAGACAGAGUUUAAGAAUGACUACCGUAAGCUGUCCAUGCAGUGUAAGGAUUUUGUGGUGGGUGUGUUGGACCUUUGUCGGAACACAGAGGAAGUGGAAGCCAUACUGAACGGCGACGUGGACCAGUGCCCUCCAAGCCCCUACAACCGACCCUGCCUCAGCCGCGUCAAACUGGCCAUCAAGUACGAAGUUAAGAAGUUCGUUGCCCAUCCCAACUGUCAGCAGCAGCUGCUGACUAUCUGGUACGAGAACCUGCCCGGUCUGAGGCAGCAGUCCAUCGGGGUGAAGUGCUGGACAGUGCUCGGGGUCACCGUAGGUCUGCCCUUCCUGGCUAUCGCCUACUGGAUAAUGCCAUGUAGCAAGCUUGGUCAGAUCCUGCGAAGCCCCUUCAUGAAGUUCGUGGCUCAUGCUGUCUCCUUCACCAUCUUCUUGGGUCUGCUGGUUGUCAAUGCCUCCGACCGCUUUGAGGGUGUCAAGAACCUGCCCAAUGAGACCAUCACAGACCACCCGCGACAGGUGUUCAGGGUCAAGACCACCCAGUUCUCCUGGACAGAGAUGUUGAUCAUGAAGUGGGUGUUGGGUAUGAUUUGGUCAGAAUGUAAGGAGAUCUGGAGCGACGGGCCCAGAGAGUACGUCAUGCACCUGUGGAACGUUCUGGACUUUGGCAUGUUGUCCAUCUUUGUGGCGUCCUUCACGGCUCGCUUCAUGGCGUUCCUCAAGGCGUCCAAAGCCCAGCAGUAUGUGGACAUGCACGUACCAGACGAAGACCUCAGCAACGCCUCGCUGCCUGACGAAGUCGCUUACUUCACUUACGCCAGGAACAAGUGGCGCCCCUCAGACCCCCAGAUUAUCUCAGAAGGCCUGUACGCCAUCGCAGUGGUGCUGAGUUUCUCACGCAUUGCCUACAUCCUGCCAGCCAACGAGAGCUUCGGCCCACUGCAGAUCUCACUGGGGCGCACAGUCAAAGAUAUCUUCAAGUUCAUGGUCAUCUUCAUCAUGGUGUUUGUGGCCUUCAUGAUUGGCAUGUUCAACCUGUACUCAUACUACCUGGGAGCCAAGUACAAUCCUGCCUUCACCACGGUGGAGGAGAGUUUUAAGACUCUUUUCUGGUCGAUCUUCGGGCUAUCUGAAGUGAUCUCAGUGGUGCUGAAGUACGACCAUAAGUUCAUAGAGAACAUUGGCUACGUGCUGUACGGUGUCUAUAAUGUCACGAUGGUGGUCGUCCUCCUCAACAUGCUCAUUGCCAUGAUCAACAGCUCGUACCAGGAGAUAGAGGAGGAUGCUGACGUGGAGUGGAAGUUUGCCCGAGCCAAGUUGUGGCUCUCCUACUUUGAUGAGGGCCGCACCCUACCCGCUCCCUUCAACCUGGUUCCCAGCCCAAAGUCCUUCUACUACCUGGUCCUCCGCAUCAAGUCCGGCCUAAUACGCCUCUGCAAGGCCAACGGCUGUCGCCGUAAUAACGAGCUGGAGAUGGGCAUGCUUAACUCACAGGCCAAGGAUGAGCGCUUCAGGUCUUAUCCACGCCCGGGAGAAGAGUUCUUCCCCAGAAAAUCUAGAAAACACCCGACCCGAUACCAGAAUAUCAUGAAGCGCCUUAUCAAGCGGUAUGUGCUGAAGGCUCAAGUGGACAGAGAGAGCGAUGAAGUCAACGAAGGUGAGCUGAAGGAGAUCAAACAAGACAUUUCCAGCCUCCGUUAUGAGCUCCUGGAGGAGAAGUCCGAGGCCGCUGGAGAGCUGGCUCUGCUCAUCCAACAACUUGGCGACAAGUUUGGCAAGAACACCAUGAGACACUGACAGGACUCGCUAGAAGGAGAGAGAGGGAAGGAGGGAGAAAGAUGUGAAAGAGGGUGAAAUCAUGAGGAGGUGGGGGCAGAAAGCACGGUCAGGGUAGGUGUUUUUAAGACCUUGAUAGCAGAAAAGGGGAAAAAAGGGAGAGGUGGAAGCAGGAUGUUUAUGAGAUAGACAGGGAAGAAAUUGGAGGAAAAGCUUUAGAGCAACAUGCUGGGCACAGAGUGAAAUGUUGCUUACUGAAGGCAAAAGGCAAAUGUUUUGGAUAUGCAAUGACCAGUUAGGGAGGAAUGUGAAAAGAGGAUAGCAGGGACUGCAAGUGUACAUGAAGUCAAAGGGUCAGAGGGGAAGUAAACUCAGUUGGAGGGGAUUUGUGUUGACAGCUGAAUUCUAAUUAAAGGCAACAACUUGAGAGAGGGAGAGAGGAAGACAGAGGCUCGCAGGCUGGGUGGAAGAUAGAGGGAGACGAAUGAGGAAGAGAACACAAGCACCUUGAGAUAUAAAGAGGCACCACAGGGCAGGAGACUGAGGCAGCGCAGCGAUGAGGGCCCCCACAUCCGCUGCCAAGAGAUAUCAGUGCAACACCAACUUGGAGGAGAGAGAGGAAAACCCAGAGCAGGGAUGACACAGAGGGAGUGCUGGAGAGCGAGGGGGGACAAGAAAGAAAGAUAUCUGAAAAAAACUGCCACUGUUAUUUACACCAGAAAAGCUGGCUUUGCUUCUGUGUCUUCACUUUGUCAGCAUAGUGAUGCCUGUCGAGAUACUGUACCCCUUUAUACACCAGGCUAUCUAAUUAAUGCAUUUCCAUCCACAAUGCACAACUUAUGAUCAGGAGUCAGAUGAUUCAGGAAAAAGCAGAAAACGUUGUAGGAUUUAUGCAUUUGAAAGUCAUUAAAGCUCACUCAAAAAUGUAGCAUUAUCCUCUCAUUGUAAUGUCAGUCAGAGACUUUUGCAUGUCCACAUAACACACAGUGUGCUGUAUAGACAUACAGCAUUGCAGCUCCAUGUGAACUGUCUCCAAGAGAUCACAUGUUACUAGAAUCUGGCUUUGCAGAGUUUCAAAAGAAAGGCAAAAGGUUAUAACAUCACUCCAGACAGCAUGUCUUUUACCUCUCUCAGAAUUAUUUAAAAUACAAUGUACUAAGCGAGCACAUGCUGCCAGACAUGUUGCAAGUAUGGCUAACUCAAGGAUAGCAAAUACAGAUAGGAUGUACAAAAACAAAGAGGAUCGUUUCACAUGACACCUCUCUCCCUUUGUUUAAAGUCUAGGUCUCAUGCAUAUUUGAACAUCUUCAAGCCAAUAAACAUGUUAAAUAUGACCUAGAUAACUGCUGUGGAUAUUCCUUUUCAUUAUGCCUUUGCAGCACAAAGUGUUUCUGUGCGACACGUUUUCUAAAGUAGUAGCUAAAAAGCGACAUGUCCUCGAGGAGUUGUGUUUACAGCUGUAAAAUGCAGGAGGUCAGUGCUUAUGAGGAGCACAUGAAGGCAGAAAAACUCCUCUGUCUGAUCGCUUUAAGGGCAACCAGACUUUUGAGAGAUGAGAAAAUGAGGGAGACAGAGACUUUUGGAACAACAGUGCAAUCAUUUAGCUAUAAAACACUGGGAUUCUGCUGCAGAAGCUGUGUGGAGUAAUUUUAUGGUCUUGUUUUUCUUUUGGAGAAUGGCUGUUAGACUUCACCAGUGAUUCCACUGACGUGGGGAUGAGUAGGUAAUAGUUGAAUUGUUGCUUUCAGUAAAAUAUGGAGAAAAUGUGAUCCCAAUAAUAAUGCACAUGAUAAACUGCUAAUUCUGCCCAUUAAAAACUUUUUUAUUGCGCUAAGUGGAAAAUUGUAUCUACAACAAACAAUAUUACAGAUGUAGAUACAGAUAGGGUGCUAAAAAUUAUGUUGCCCUGUGGGAUCAGCCACAGUAUCUGUCCUGCAUUGCCAUUUUGUUCCACACUGCUUCUGGGAAACAGCAACAUCAAACAUUCACACAACACUGGUCUGCAUAUAUUUCCGUGUUGUCAUUCAAAAACUUCAUAAAUUAGACAGUUUUGAGGUUUUACAUUUUUAAAACACCACAUUUUUUAUUAUUCUCUUAUUGCGUGGAUGCUCUCAAAUGUCAUUAGCCUCAUAGGUGAGAAUCAGCAGGGGCCUACUGCACCAAUUAACACAUUUAGAGGGCUGUCAUUAUACAUCAUUUGUUUUGGUGGGGAAAAAGAAAUCAGAUCUUGUUCAUCUUAACAUCAUUAUCAUUUACAGUAAAACCUCAACUUGCAAGACUGUGAGAUGAGUUAUUUCCAUGACAAAUGACAAAUGAAUCCUUACAGGUUGUUUUUAAAGCUUCUAUGGUUAACAGUCUAAAGUCACUAGUAGGUGUAGUAGGCCCAAGCACACGUCUUAGCACCAUUAAAGCUGAGUGAUAAUUCUUAAUCAGAAGGCUUUAAACAUAAUUGAAAAAGUUGACUUUUCAGAGAUCUGAGGUUUUCAACCUAUAGUGACUGAAUCUAGUUUCAAAUACACAAAUGUUGUUUUGUCAAGAUUUUAUUUAAAUAAGUAGUGAGACUUGUGUCUUUAUUUGUACUGUUUGUUUCAGAGAGUGAAAGAGCAGCUAACUAUUUUCUGUGUGCAGAACCAGGCUAAUAAUGACAAGACUCCUAGCGAGCGUUUUAAGAUUCCCACCUCCUGAAAUACAAAAUUACCUGAAAUACUGUAUUUUUAAAUUGUACGCAAGAAAUAUUGAUUAAAGCUAAAUCUUGUACUGUAUAUUGUCAUAUUUUUGAUCCUUGAAUUAAAGAGAGUAAACUCUAAA